This is a messenger RNA of Coregonus clupeaformis (lake whitefish), 1403 nucleotides long. Its product is annotated as zinc finger protein 528-like. Gene Ontology annotation, molecular function: DNA-binding transcription factor activity, RNA polymerase II-specific; RNA polymerase II cis-regulatory region sequence-specific DNA binding. The record is from RefSeq and is a predicted model, not a curated record. Gene Ontology annotation, biological process: regulation of transcription by RNA polymerase II. Lineage: Eukaryota; Metazoa; Chordata; Actinopteri; Salmoniformes; Salmonidae. Bases 24 to 1004 code for a protein of 326 amino acids. The transcript is spliced from 2 exons.
UUGGUCUGCUGAGUGGACUAAAGAUGGGGGAGCAAGGUGGUUGGCUGGAGGCUAACAGAGAAGACUGGGUGACCAUCUUGGAUUCCCAGAACGGUGCAGCCAAUGACCUAGGGGACAACAUCACUGAGCAGGCCAGGACUAGAGGCGACAUAGUGGAGGUCAGUGGAUGGGACAGCGUCCUCAACUCUGGGCUGGGAAUCAACACUGUUAACCAGAAACAAACAGUCGAACAUAAAACAACAACUGAACUCCAUGAUAACAGACUGGCUGAGAUCAGGGCGAGGCGUAGAGUUGGUCUGCGCGGACGGGGAGGUGUCCAUAUGCAGCUAGAGAGAACAGACAAUGAUUCGGCUAGCGAUUCUCCAUCCUGCUCCUAUAGUUGUGAUUCAGAGAGACUGAUGGCGCCUCAGGUUACCCCCCCAACAGGUGCUGCCUUCAGCCUGCCUUCUAUAGGAUCUAUCAACUGGAACAUGGACCCUGUGACAACACAGACACUCCCUGGCCUUCAUCCUCCUCACAAUCUCCUUAUGUUAAACCAGACCUCAGACAAUGCCAGUGCCUCAACACUAAAUGGCUACACAAGCCCAUUGACACAUUACCGUAGUAGAGACGGAAUCAGUAAAGGAGGCAGCGCCAAAGAGAAGCGCUUCCCGUGUUCGUUCUGUGGGAAAGCCUUCAGUUUCCCCCAACAGGUGGAGAUCCACCAGAGGAUACACACGGGGGAGAAACCGCACACGGGGGAGAAACAGUUCGGCUGCCACCUGUGCCGUGCUCGUUUUUCCCGAUCGUCCCACCUGAAGAGGCACCAGAGGGUCCACACAGGGGAGAAACCCUACAGCUGCCCCCAGUGUGAGAAGAGAUUCUCCCACCAGCACCAGCUAAAGAUGCACCUGAAGAUCCACACGGGAGAGAGGCCGUUCGCCUGUAUACACUGCGAGAAGAGGUUCUCAGAGAGAAGCUACCUCAGGAUACACCAGCAGAAAAUGCACAGGGACCAUGUAUAGUAACAUGUAAUGUAGUACUAGGUAGGUUGUAGUUAAUCCUGUUGGUUUUGGAUAUAGAGGGAACUGGGGAAAGAAUGAGUAUGAUGAGGCAGAGUAGAUGAAAUGGUGAUGGUUGGUGUGAUGGUGUCUGUAAAAAUGCUUCACUGAUGAUAAGUGACAACCUUGUCCUGUUGUUUGAUGCUGGUGUUUUAUAAUGGAGGAAGUUAUAGUGCCUUAAUUCAUGUUUACUUGGCAAACUAGUGAAGCUGUGUGUAAUCUAAUGUUGGACCUUUUCCAAAGUAUUCUAAAAUUAAUUUUAUCAAAGCGAGGGUAUCAGAUUUACAGAAAAUGUAAAGUAUUACCAUAGUGAGAAGUUAUUCUAAUUGUCACGUAUUGUUGUGCAAUAAAAUUACUUUACUU